Molecule: messenger RNA, 1590 nt
Organism: Carya illinoinensis
Lineage: Eukaryota; Viridiplantae; Streptophyta; Magnoliopsida; Fagales; Juglandaceae
Product: aspartate aminotransferase, mitochondrial-like
Exons: 10
Coding region: 74-1348 (424 amino acids)
Biological process (GO): amino acid metabolic process; biosynthetic process
Cellular component (GO): mitochondrion
Molecular function (GO): L-aspartate:2-oxoglutarate transaminase activity; pyridoxal phosphate binding
Source: RefSeq, a predicted model, not a curated record
AUUUAGCUCCAUUGCCACACUUCACCUCACUACGGUUUCCGCUCACUCCGUGCGCGCAUACACGUAGAGAAAAAUGGCGUUUAGGGCGGUGAUGUCAGGUCGGGUCCCGAGGUGGAGCUCAGAUUCUGGAGCGAGAUCGAUGUCGUCUUGGUGGCGGAGCGUGGAUCCGGCACCGAAGGAUCCUAUACUCGGUGUUACGGAGGCUUUCCUUGCCGAUUCCAGCCCGAAUAAAGUCAAUGUCGGAGUUGGUGCUUACCGUGAUGAUAAUGGAAAACCGGUUGUUUUGGAAUGCGUUCGAGAAGCAGAGCGGAGGAUUGCAGGAAACUUAAACAUGGAGUAUCUUCCUAUGGGAGGAAGUGUGAAGAUGGUGGAAGAAACACUGAAGCUGUCCUACGGGGAGAAAUCUGAGUUCAUCAGAGACAAGAGGAUUGCAGCAGUUCAGUCUCUCUCUGGGACUGGUGCAUGCCGACUUUUUGCAGACUUUCAAAAGCGUUUUCAUCCUGAUUCACAAAUUCACAUACCGGUCCCAACCUGGGCGAACCACCAUAACAUCUGGAGAGAUGCCCAGGUACCUCAAAGGACCUUCCAUUACUAUCACCCAGAGUCACGGGGUUUAGAUUUCGCAGGACUGAUGGAUGAUAUAAAGAAUGCUCCAAAUGGUUCAUUCUUCCUUCUUCAUGCUUGUGCUCACAAUCCUACAGGAGUAGAUCCUUCAGAGGAGCAAUGGAGGGAGAUCUCACACCAGUUCAAGGCAAAAGGUCAUUUUCCCUUCUUUGACAUGGCGUACCAAGGUUUUGCUAGCGGUGAUCCAGAGAGAGAUGCAAAGUCCAUCAGGAUUUUUCUUGAGGAUGGACAUCUAGUUGGAAUUGCUCAAUCAUAUGCAAAAAAUAUGGGACUCUAUGGCCAGAGAGUAGGAUGCCUAAGUGUGCUUUGUGAAGAUGAAAAACAAGCCAUGGCUGUGAAAAGUCAGUUGCAGCUGCUGGCCAGACCCAUGUAUAGUAACCCGCCUGUUCACGGUGCACUCAUAGUUUCAACCAUUCUUAGUGAUCCAGGGUUGAAGAAGUUAUGGCUCAAAGAAGUUAAGGUUAUGGCGGAUCGCAUCAUUGGAAUGCGAACAGCUCUACGAGAAAAUCUUGAAAAGAUGGGGUCACCCUUAUCAUGGGAGCACAUAACUAAUCAGAUUGGUAUGUUCUGCUACAGUGGUUUGGCGCCUGAACAAGUUGAUCGCUUGACGAGUGAAUUUCACAUCUACCUGACUCGAAAUGGUCGUAUCAGUAUGGCUGGAGUUACUACAGGCAACAUUGGAUAUUUGGCUAAUGCCAUCCAUGAGGUCACAAAAUCUGCAUAGACACUUUUUACAGAAGAAGAAUCCUCCAGGUCGCCUUGGAAGUAUGUACCGAGGCAUUCAGAUAUUUGAAAACCUCCAUUCCCAUCCCUUUAUAAGUAGGAAAGGAUGCAAUAAAAUAGAGGUCAUUACGGUCUCUUCCUAAAUUUUCCUUCUUUUUAAUUCAACAGUUGGUGUCGGAUUUAUUAUCGAUCUUGUAAGCAUGAACCAAGAAAUAAAUAAAAUUACAUCCAUAUUUAUCGUAA